AUGACACUUAAACUGUUGCCAAAAUCGGAACUAGCAAUCAGGCAAGUAUCAGCAUUGUUUCACGUUUCCUCUGCUCCUCAAUUUAAUAAUCUACAACAAUAUCAAAAUCAAAUAAUGGCUAAUAACAGAAUUCAUCAACAACGUUUAUCCAUCCAACAAGGGGAGAUUGGAAGACCAAUAGAAGGGAUAAACAACAUUCCCGGAUUUUACAAAACCCGACCCUCAAUCCAGUCAAGAAUUUCAAUUCAACACGACAUAUUAACACCAAAACAGUCCUUAAUUCAACAUGAACGUAGACUACUUUUACAGGCUAUAGUCCUGUUUGUUGUUGAAUUCUCUUUAAGUACGAUUUGGUUUUUACAAAUGGUUGACUUGCUUCCGGAUGGAAUAAUUGCUAAUGUAUUGGCAAAUUGGUAUUGGAUAUUCUACAAUGGAUUUAGACCCUUUGUCUAUUUGGCUAUGAACAAGUAA
Meloidogyne enterolobii is the source of this 471-nucleotide messenger RNA. Lineage: Eukaryota; Metazoa; Nematoda; Chromadorea; Rhabditida; Meloidogynidae. The record is from the annotation of a GenBank genome assembly.